AUGCCUGGCAAGAUUCGCACCGCCCAGACGGUGUCCUUUGACGUCCCAGCCGGAGAGCAGCGCGGCCUACACAACCGCUGGCACCCAGACAUACCCUCGGUCGGCUCCAUCAAGCGCGGCGAGACCGUCAAAAUCGAAUGUCUGGACUGGACCGGCGGCCAGAUUGGAAACAACGACAGCGCAGACGACGUCCGCAACGUCGACCUCACCAGGGUCCACUACCUCACAGGGCCUUUUGACAUCGAGGGCGCCGAGCCGGGCGACCUCCUCGUCGUCAACAUCACCGACAUCCAGCCCUUCGACCACUCCCCCUGGGGCUUCACCGGCAUCUUUGACAGGAACAACGGCGGCGGGUUCCUCGACAGACACUACCCGCGCGCGGCAAAGGCCAUCUGGGACUUUGACGGCAUCUACUGCUCCAGUCGCCACAUCCCGGGCGUGCGCUUCGCCGGCCUCAUCCACCCGGGCAUCCUCGGCUGCGCGCCGUCCGCGCAAGUCCUGGCCGAGUGGAAUCGGCGCGAGGGCGAGCUGAUCUCGGUCUGCGCGCAGUCCAUGCCCGGCCAGGUCGUUGCCCAGCCGCCAAACGAGACGAAUGCGCACGCGGGCAACGCUGACGGGGACCUCCGGGCGAGGAUUGCCCGGGAGGGCGCGCGGACGAUCCCUGGCCGGCCGGAACACGGCGGCAACGUCGACAUCAACAACAUCUCGAGGGGAUCCACGACGUAUCUUCCCGUCCACCUGCCCGGAGCCAAGUUUUCAGUGGGGGACCUUCACUUUUCGCAGGGAGACGGCGAGAUAAGCUUUUGCGGGGCCAUCGAAAUGGCUGGCAUCAUCACCGUCAAGUUCGACCUUGUCAAGAACGGAAUGAAGGAACGCGCGAUAACCAGCCCUGUUUUCAAACCAGGCGAUGUGCAGCAGCUCUUUGGACCGUCGCGAUACCUGACUUUCGAGGGGUUCUCGGUCGAUGAGUCGGGGAAGCAGCACUUCAUGGACGCCACUGUUGCGUAUCGCCAGGCAUGUCUCCGCGCUAUCGAGUAUCUCAAGCAAUUUGGCUACUCCGGAGAGCAGGCAUAUCUGCUUCUGUCGUGCGCGCCAAUCAAGGGAUCCAUUGCUGGAAUUGUCGAUGUGCCAAAUGCCUGUACGACCCUGGGUCUUCCUAUGGAUGUGUUUGAGUUUGACAUAUCCGUUGAAGCUGCCCGGGUCAAGCGGGACCUUGGGACUUGUCCUGUGGCCGCCGAGUAG
Messenger RNA from Metarhizium album ARSEF 1941, 1242 nucleotides. RefSeq names its product formamidase. Gene Ontology annotation, molecular function: hydrolase activity, acting on carbon-nitrogen (but not peptide) bonds, in linear amides. NCBI's taxonomy places the organism in Eukaryota, Fungi, Ascomycota, Sordariomycetes, Hypocreales, Clavicipitaceae. The record is from RefSeq and is a predicted model, not a curated record. The transcript is spliced from 4 exons. The coding region runs from base 1 to 1242 and encodes 413 amino acids.